AUAUAUGCAUGUCUGUGUUUGUGUGUUUUUCAGGCACCAUUGACAUUUAGGGAUGUGACUGUAGAAUUCUCUCUGGAGGAGUGGCAAUGCCUGGACACUGUUCAGCGGAAUUUAUAUAGGGAUGUGAUGUUAGAGAACUACAGAAACCUGGCCUUCCUGGGUAUUGCUGUCUCUAAGCCAGACAUGAUCACCUGUCUGGAGCAAGGAAAAGAGCCCUGGAAUAUGAAGAGAUAUGAGAUGGUGGCCAAAUCCCCAGGUAGGUGAGAGUGAAACCGAAUAAAACAGAUGAGAGAUCCAAAGGUCAAGGAGAAAGCAAAUCCUUAAAAUGUCAUUUGGGAAGCUUUGUUCCAAAGGAUACAGCUUCUGGAAGCCUGAGUUGUUGUUGUUGUUAUUUUCUUUGCUUUCACAUAGGGACAUUUUCUGUCUUAUGCUUUUAAAUUAUCGAAAGAUUCUAUUUUCCUUUCAGUCAUUUUCUUUAAAGUUUAUAGUGAGAGCCAGAGUCGUCUUCAUGGCAUAGAAGAGACUGCACAAUCUGACUGCUUUUUCAUUGUUUUUAGGGACACACAAAUGUCUGUAUAAUUUUUCAAAACUUUAUGUUAAACAAUUUUUUAUGUUCUCUUUUUGCAUCAUGCCUGAAAUGAAUGGAGUAGUGGUUCCUGUUCCAUUGAAUUUUUUUGUUAAUUU
Molecule: messenger RNA, 684 nt
Organism: Sapajus apella (tufted capuchin)
Lineage: Eukaryota; Metazoa; Chordata; Mammalia; Primates; Cebidae
Product: zinc finger protein 679-like
Exons: 2
Biological process (GO): regulation of DNA-templated transcription
Source: RefSeq, a predicted model, not a curated record